UUUAGAGUGGAGUGAGUGGGAGAGCGAGAACGAGAGAUAAAGCUCUUAAAUUGAAUUGAGAGCGAGAGAGGGGCAGGGCGGAGAAUUGAGAGGAGCAAGCUCACUGCCAACCGUGGUAGCGCAAUAUGGAGUAAUCGCGUCCGCUCGACAACGACGGGAGUAGUUUACAAAGAAAAACCCGCUUUUGAUCGACAUUACAUUAGUAAGGAAUAAGAUAACAAUUUCAAUUAUGAGAUUACGGCAUUGCAUAUAGACAAUUGACUUGAAGAGACUAAAAUAGACGUUGCAAUUUCUAUUUAUUAUUGAAAAAUGGCGAACGAGUCUCCAGCUAAAAGUCUAGUGGACAUAGACCUUGCCGCUUUGCGGGACCCAGCUGGUAUUUUCGAACUGGUGGAAGUGGUCGGCAAUGGUACCUAUGGACAAGUAUACAAGGGCCGACAUGUCAAGACAGGACAACUGGCGGCCAUCAAGGUCAUGGACGUCACAGAGGAUGAAGAGGAGGAGAUUAAACUGGAGAUUAAUAUGCUGAAGAAGUACUCCCACCACAGAAACAUAGCCACCUACUACGGAGCCUUCAUCAAGAAGAGCCCCCCAGGACACGACGACCAGCUAUGGCUGGUGAUGGAGUUCUGUGGUGCAGGCUCCAUCACAGACCUUGUGAAGAACACCAAGGGCAACACACUGAAGGAGGACUGGAUCGCCUACAUCUCUCGUGAGAUCCUCAGGGGGUUGGCUCACCUGCACGCCCACCAUGUGAUCCACCGUGACAUCAAGGGCCAGAACGUGCUGCUGACUGAGAACGCAGAGGUCAAACUAGUGGACUUCGGUGUGAGCGCCCAGCUGGACCGGACAGUGGGUAGGAGGAACACCUUCAUUGGUACGCCCUAUUGGAUGGCGCCCGAGGUCAUCGCCUGCGACGAGAACCCAGACGCCACCUAUGACUACAGAAGUGACUUGUGGUCCACUGGAAUCACAGCUAUAGAGAUGGCUGAGGGAGCUCCUCCGCUGUGCGAUAUGCAUCCAAUGAGAGCUCUCUUCCUCAUUCCCAGAAACCCUCCUCCUCGACUCAAGUCAAAGAAAUGGUCUAAGAAGUUUUGCAGCUUCAUCGAGGGCUCCCUGGUGAAGAACUACACCCAGCGGCCCCCCACCGACCAGCUGCUGAAACACCCCUUCAUCAGGGACCAGCCCAACGAGAGGCAGGUCCGCAUCCAGCUCAAAGACCACAUCGACCGCACCAAGAAGAAGAGGGGGGAGAAAGAUGAGACCGAGUAUGAGUACAGCGGGAGUGAGGAAGAGGAGGAGGAAGCUCAGGAGCAGGAGGGGGAGCCCAGCUCCAUAGUGAACCAACCAGGGGAGUCAACCCUGCGUAGGGAUUUCAUCCGUCUGCAGCAAGAGAACAAGGAGCGCUCAGAGGCCCUGCGCAGACAGCAGCUCUUACAGGAGCAGCAGCUCCGGGAGCAGGAGGAGUACAAGCGCCAACUACUGGCAGAGAGGCAGAAACGCAUCGAGCAGCAGAAGGAGCAGAGGAGGAGGCUGGAGGAGCAACAACGUCGUGAGCGGGAGAUGAGGAGGCAGCAGGAGCGAGAGCAGCGUCGCCGGGAGCAGGAUGACAAGAGACGCAUGGAAGAGGUUGAACGCCGGCGUAAAGAGGAGGAGGAGCGCAGGAGGGCUGAGGAGGAGAAAAGGAGGGCUGACCGGGAGCAGGAGUACAUCCGUCGCCAGCUGGAGGAGGAGCAGAGGCACCUGGAGAUCCUGCAGCAGCAGCUGCUCCAUGAACAGGCCAUGCUACUGGUGAGACCAAACUCUGCUGAUGAGAGGUACCGUAAGAACAUCCAAGGUUCUCCUCAGGCCGCCCAGGUUAAGGUUCAGCCCCCGGUUCCUCCCCGCGCCGCCGAGACCAUGGCCAAUGGAAACGCCCCCAUUGCUGUCCAGCCUGCCAUGCAAAGGCCCAUGGAACCCCAGGUCCAGUGGUCCCACCUGGCCGCUUCCCCCGUCGUCUCAUGCUCCCAUUCCUUCAGUGAGCCCAUCGUCCCUAGCUUUGCACACCUCCACCUGUGCUCUCAGGAGCAGCACCAUCACCCUGCACCAUCAUCACCCGCACGCACUGACCCGCAGUCCAACCCCCAGCCCAAGGCCCUGCCCCUUGACCAGGCCCCCACAGACGACACCCCUCCCAGGGUUCCUGUGAGGACAACGUCCAGGUCUCCAGUACUGUCACGCAGGGACUCUCCUCUCCAUGGCAACUCCAAUGCCACGCCUAACAACCCGGCGGGCCAGAGGAACACCUGCAGUGCUGCAGCGGAGCCGCGUCUGCUGUGGGAGCGGGUGGAGAAACUGGUUCCCAGGCCAACGAGUGGCAGUGGUAGUACUUGCAGCUCCUCUGGCUCCAGUAACUCCAGCUCCCAGCCCAGCUCUCACAGUGGCUCAGGGGAGAGGUUCAGAGCCCGCUCCUCAUCAAAGUCUGAGGGUUCUCCCCUCCAGCAUCCAGAGCAUGCUGGGAAAAAACCUGAGGAGAGGAAGGAGUCGGUCAGAACUAACCGACUGGCGGGGGAAGUGGAUCUGACCGCGCUGGCCAAAGAGCUGCGUGUGGUGGAGGACGUGCAACGCCCCCACAAGGUGACGGACUACUCCUCAUCUAGUGAGGAGUCGGGGACCACGGAUGAGGAUGAGGAUGAUGAAGAGGUGGACCAGGAGGGAGGAGAGGAGUCUACCUCAGGACCAGAGGACUCUCAUGCUGUCUCCUCCAGACUAAGCAACGGAGAGAUGGAAUCGGUGAAGAUCUUGAUCGUUCACGACAAGGGCGAGAGUGACUGUAAAGAUGACACUCUGAUCGUCAGACCGAGUACAGGUGACAACAAAAAGCGACCUGCCCCCAGCCCUGGUCAUGGCCCUGUCCCUGGGUUUAACACCAGCCCCGGGCUGAUUCACCCUGCCCUCCAGGGCCUUCCCGGCCUUCAAGGCCACCCUGGUCUCCAAGGCAACCAGGAGAAAAAUGGCUUUGUGGGCCGCAUUCACCUCCUGCCUGACCUGAUCCAGCAGAGCCACCACUCCCCCUCCUCCUCUGCCUCCUCCUCUCCCUCCUCCUCCAGCAUGGCGAGCCCCACCAUGUCCAUGUCCCCCCAGAGCCCACUGGACAAGCUCAGCAUACUCCUGGAGAGUCAUUCUGUCAGCAACACAAUGCAGAAACACAAGUCCUCCUCCUCCUUCACUCCUUUUAUCGAUCCACGCCUCCUCCAGGUCUCUACAUCCGGCGCCGCUCUCAACAACCUGGCUUUUGGGAACGAUGCCAGGCUGGCGGAGGCACUGAGGGCGGACCCGUCACGUAAAGGCUCCGUGGUCAAUGUGAACCCUGUCAACACACGGCCGCAGAGCGACACCCCAGAGAUCCGCAAGUACAAGAAGAGGUUCAACUCUGAGAUCCUGUGUGCUGCGCUCUGGGGAGUGAACCUGCUGGUGGGGACAGAGAGUGGUCUGAUGCUGCUGGAUCGUAGCGGUCAGGGGAAGGUGUAUCCCCUCAUCAGCCGACGCCGCUUCCAACAGAUGGAUGUCCUGGAGGGACUCAACGUCCUGGUUACUAUAUCAGGCAAGAAGAACAAGUUGCGUGUGUACUAUCUGUCCUGGUUGAGGAACAAGAUCCUGCACAAUGACCCUGAGGUGGAGAAGAAGCAGGGCUGGGUCACUGUGGGAGACCUGGAGGGUGCUGUUCACUACAAAGUUGUGAAAUACGAGAGGAUCAAGUUUUUGGUUUUGGCGCUGAAGAACUCGGUGGAGGUCUAUGCAUGGGCACCGAAGCCCUACCACAAGUUCAUGGCUUUCAAGUCAUUUGGUGACCUGGUGCACAAGCCCCUGCUGGUUGACCUGACGGUGGAGGAGGGUCAGAGGUUGAAGGUAAUCUAUGGCUCCAGUAACGGAUUUCAUGCUGUGGACGUGGACUCAGGGGCCGUCUACGACAUCUACCUGCCCACCCAUAUCCAGACCAGUAUCCAGUCCCAUGCCAUCAUCAUCCUGCCCAACACAGAUGGCAUUGAGCUGCUGGUGUGUUACGAGGACGAGGGUGUCUAUGUCAACACCUACGGACGCAUCACCAAGGACGUGGUGCUGCAGUGGGGCGAGAUGCCCACUUCUGUGGCCUAUAUCCGUUCUAACCAGAUAAUGGGCUGGGGGGAGAAAGCCAUAGAGAUCAGAUCUGUGGAGACUGGACAUCUGGACGGAGUCUUCAUGCACAAGAGAGCCCAGAGACUCAAGUUCCUGUGUGAGAGGAACGACAAGGUGUUCUUUGCCUCAGUGCGAUCCGGAGGAGCCAGCCAGGUGUACUUUAUGACCCUGGGGCGCACCUCUCUGCUCAGCUGGUAGAGAGACUAUGCCCCCUCUACACUGGAAACCAACCAACCAUGUUUUACCCGACGUUCAGCGAUGCCAACGGACAAAAGCCAACCACCUCCGACAUAAUCAUGACCUUCGACCCGGAGCAUCGUGCUAUAUUGAGGAUAUACAACAUCCAGAUGACGUCGCCCCAGCCGUGAAUACCAGAUAUGAGAAUUGUAAAAAAUGAAGUUAAUUGAUUAUAAAUCAAAUAAAAAAAUGUGAAGAAAGGUGGUGAACAGUUUGCCCCACUUUGGUGCUCAACAGAUUGUGGACACACGUCUGUGCGGGGCCGUUGCCCUGAAGGCGUGUGUGUGUGUUGUUGUGCUGUGUGUGUGUGUGUGUGUGUGUGUGUGUCAUUCCUAGUUCCUGACUGUGGUAUGGGCUUGAAGUCUACUACUAACUACUCUGUGCAUCUUCUGCUCCUAUUUCAGGAGCCCCUCCACCCCUUUCCUUAGCGAAGGAGGGGCAGGGGGCGGAGCAUACAGUGUUAAUGCUACAGUAGUGUGUGUCAAUGUCUUUCUGUUUGGUCCAAUGAUUGCUGACUGCAGGGGGGGGCAGGGGUUGAAGCUGUCAGUCAAGGAGGAGGCGGGAAUAAAGAAGCUGAGCAAGGGAGCCAAUUGGUUCUAGGCUCAGUGCUGUCAUGACACAGUGUGUGGGAAGGGCCUAUGCAUUUUACCGUAAGUCUGUUAUCUGAGAGGACUCAGCUGGAGUGUGUUGAUAGUUAGGACAGCUACCGUAUUUUAAUGGGCAAGUUCAUGGAAAAGGAUUUGAACCAGAUGGACUUUGAAAUAGUGAUUUUUAUUUUAUUAUGAUUCUCUAAAAAAAAGUUUAACUAUUUGGAGUUAAUAUUUCUUUUACCUUGGUUUUAAAAAUCCCAAUGCACAUAGCCUCCAGUUUUCUUUGCUUUUAUUCCAACCCACAACACAUUCAAAUGCUUUAGGAGUCAGAGAGUGGGUGGGUAAAACAUUGAAAUAGUAUCUAUGUAUAAUAAAUAUUAAUUUAAUAUCAUUCAUAGUUUCAAUGGUCAUGUUAGUGGAAUCCUCAGUCCAACAUGACGCUGUGAUCCGGCUUGGACCAUCAGAGUCCAGGAUGGAGGACAUUGUCCUGAUGUGAAUAGACAGAUAUAAUAAAAGAGAGUGGAGGAGAAGGUUCAGGUCAUAUACAGUAUGUGUGUGGUUGUAAAGGGGCCAAUAGAUGAGAGAGGAGGGGUGUCAAUGUAAGUUUUUGUAGCAGAAAAGUUACACAUGGUCAGCAAAACUCAAUGGACUCAUAGUCGGUGGAUGGAAAAAACGGUGGUGUUUUCUUGUUUUUCAUUAAUAUCUUUUUAUGAAUGCAAUGCACUAAGUGUCAAGAAUGUAGAAAGAAAUAUACUGUUUGGUGGUCAAAGGCAUGAUCAUUUUAUUUUUGUUCCUUGUCACAAGUGAUCAAUUUCAAGUUGACACAAGUGAAUAUUAAGCAAUGGAGGCUCUAAGGAAGAUGUCGGUUUUUGGGGCAAUUCUGAAUCGUUUCUGAGACUAGGUUGUGACUCCUUUCACAAACUCAAUGUUUUAAAGUGAAUCGGGGCUUGAGCGUUAACAGCUCUGAGUUGAGAAGUUGCUAGGCUACAGUAGUUUCCUGUGGGGAAAGUAUGCUCACAGUAGCUUAAUCAACCUGAUGCGCUAACAGGGCUUAGACCUCAGUGUUUAACUGUAAACAACAUUGCCAGGCUCAAUAAAGAAGUCUUGAGCUCUACUUCUUGUCCUUCUCGUGUGAUGUGUCAGCUUGUUAAUGGAAGGCAAAACAAAACCGCUGUUUGAAAUCAGAGGAGAGCAGACUGGUCAUCAGGAGCCAGAACAUGGGUGAUGGGUGAUUCUACAGCUCUCUGAAGGUGUUCACCACAGAAACCCACUUUGGGAAGAAUCUUUUUUGUUGUUGUUCACUGUUAAAGGGUAUAGUCUGUAAUUCUGUACAUCUGAAGACUAUUCAAAACACUGCAAUAUUCCCUGCCACGGCUCUCUCACGACAGGGUAUCCCACCUGCCUAAACCAUGGUGACAAACAACAUUAAUAAUAUUAUUUUCCUGAGGUGGAUUACCCGACUUUUCCCAAGGAACACAAAUGUGUUUUAAUGGUGAUGAUGGAUCAAAGCUAUUUCACCCAAGGGGACAGAUUCUCUACUCUAACUGUGUGUCAGACUCCAUGGUGGGUCAAUCACUCUCUGAGUUGGGUCUUUCUCCUACUAACUGUCAUGCCAUUCAUUGUGUGUAGGGCUGUGGGAAAGGCACUGAAAAUUCUACAUCACAGAAUUGUUUCACAAGCCAACCUUUUUUAUAUAUGGAAAAAGAAACCAGUUUGAAAAGUGAACCCCAAUGCUGUAUGUGUGUUUGUUGAAUAGCCCCCCCCCAGCACUGUUCCACAAUGUCUUUCUGGUUACAUCAAGGCCUUCAUGAGUGGCAUAAGUGAGUUUAUUAAGGUUAUGGUUAUUGAUAUUCUAUUAAUGGAAAAAUGGACAACAAUUUCUUCGCAAUCUGAAAAGCAGUCGCUUGCUGAUUUUAUGUUUUAUAAAAGUGCCAAGAUGGCAACAUUAAAAGUGUAAAAGGAAUGACGAAACCACUAUGUUGAUAUAUAUACUUUUUUAAGAUCUCACUUGAAGCGUUAAGUUUUAGACUUAGUUAAGAAGCUUAACAAUAGUUUAUGUACUCUGCAGUGGUUGAAUAUUAUAACGCUCAUGUUAGGUUGAGAAAAUGGCAAUGUUUACAGAGGCAAUGUUUUGUUACACUAAUGUGUAUCAUGAUAUUAGUUUUUUUAGCUUGUUUUAUAUUGAACAUUAUUUUCGUCAAUAAUCCUAAAUUAUGCCAUUUUUUUGUUUUUGUUUUUCUCAAACAACUCAAAACACAAUAAAGAAUACACAUGCAACAUUUGAUUUUCCAGAUGAUCCCAUAACGUCGUUCCCAGCAUUGUGGGGACAUUGUAGAGACAUAAAGUCCGUUCCUUGCAGGCUUGGACGUCAGUCAGGCUUGGGUGUUUUUCUCCAGUGUUUCUGCCAUGCUACUCUAACUUAUGUGCUCUCUGUGUAUGACAGGAAGUCUUGUAUUUUCCUGAAGGUCUUUUCUCUUUGAAUAAACUCUAAAGUAAUUUAAA
Molecule: messenger RNA, 7484 nt
Organism: Salmo salar (Atlantic salmon)
Lineage: Eukaryota; Metazoa; Chordata; Actinopteri; Salmoniformes; Salmonidae
Source: RefSeq, a predicted model, not a curated record